AUGAGGUUGAUUCUGGUUAAACCCGCCAACGCAACGCGACGCCUCGACUCAACAGGUGAAGUCUUCCCUAACGGGGAUCAUGAGCAUUGCACCUCGGGCGGUCCGCCACCUCCGACAAGAACCCCUGAGCACGAUCAGUACUCUGGAACCCCAGUCGAGGCAUCUUCAUCUCCACAGGAGACAAGUCUCUGCUGCGUAGCACCUUCACCCCAUGAAAAAUCAAAUGGAAUCCAUCAAGUUUCAGCUCAGAUGUCGCCACUGAAAACUCGGAACCUAACCUUAUCCCAGCUGAGUGAUCAGGAGUGGCUGCUGCUUUGUGGCCAGGUCAGCCGCGUAGGGGAUGACUCGCCCUCGGCAGAGAGAGGAGGGACCAGCGGGGGCCAUCCAAACCACAACGACAGAUGUGGAUGUUCCUGUCCUGACGCACACCAGCAUUCACAGACUUUUCAAGCGGCAUCAACACUUGGCACUGUGAAGGAUCGUCCCUCCAGAGUCACAAAUAAGAGAAGACUUUCACGCUCACCACAUACCCAGUCUUUCUCUCAGAGCAGCCUAGGUUCGACCUCAUGCCAGGUUUUACCACAGCAAACCAACCAUAGGGAUCUUUUCAAACCUGCAACAAACCAACCACAUGAUAAUUCCAUGCCUCAGUGCAGUGACCAUGACGGUCAGAAGGAGCUUUCGCAGCGGCAGCAUCCUUGCAAUCAUUUCAAACUCAAGGACAGCAGCCAAGCAACCUGCCCCAAUUUGUUCAACAUUCCUCUAAACUCAGUUGAGUGUGCUGAGACAAAUCAGAUUCUUCACCAGCGGCCUCAGCCAGGCGUCACUGCAGACCUCAACUGGAGAGAGAUUUUUGGUAAAGAACCACUGUUGGUUCAACAGCGUCAAAAUCGAGACUCUCGUGGCUCCAUGACUGGUGAUCAGGCCUGUAAAUCACCUGGGGAUCCUUCAAUCAUUCUUAAGUGUCGUCAUCUCCCUUACAACCUCCUGACCAGUACUUCACGCAUGAAGAGGUCAUCCACUCCAGACAAAAGUGUUCAGUCCUUCUCCAUCAGCCAGUACAGCUCACUUGAGAACCAGGAUCUAGUCGAGGAGAGAACUAAACAGGGACAAAGUCAGGUACAUACAUCCUCUGAACUCGAUGGGUCCAAAGUCUCCCUCCCUAAACAUUCUCCCCGAGCAGCAGACAACUUAGAAACCAGUGGCUCAGUUAACGGGGAUGCAGUGCGACCACUGAGCAGCUACAGCGCUCUGAGAUCCAGUCUUGCAGAUCUUCACUCGGGCCAACAGCCUCUCCCGCUUCCUAAUAGUGCCGUCCUCGAGGAUGCGUUCUCCAAAGUCCUCAGAGAAGAGUCCAGUAAGGCCAACAGCGACAACCUGAGCAGGGAGGAGGGCAGCGCCCCACAGAAGAGAACCAAGGACCUGAGCUACCGGCUGGGCCAAAGGAGAGCUCUCUUUGGGAAGCGUAAACAACUGAGUGACUACGCGUUGGUCUUUGGGAUGUUGGGCAUUAUCAUCAUGGUGAUUGAGACAGAGCUUUCCAGGGGAUUUUACAGCAAGGAGUCCAUAUACUCAUAUGUCAUGAAAGGUCUAAUCAGCCUUUCUACUGCUAUUCUCCUUGGACUCAUUGGGAUGUACCACGCGAGGGAAAUCCAGCUCUUCAUGGUGGACAAUGGAGCAGACGAUUGGAGGAUAGCUAUCACCUUUGAGCGUGUGCUCAUUGUCACGUUGGAGCUUCUGGUCUGUGCCAUCCAUCCAAUCCCUGGUCGGUACGUGUUCAACUGGACGGCUCGACUGGCCGUCAGUUACACGGCAUCAGUGGCCGACGCUGAUGUGGACAUCUUCCUCUCCGUGCCCAUGUUCCUGCGCCUCUACCUGAUAGGCCGGGUCAUGCUGCUCCACAGCAAACUGUUCACGGACGCCACCUCCCGCAGCAUCGGGGCCCUCAACAAGAUCAGCUUCGACACUCGUUUUGUGAUGAAGACCCUGAUGACCAUUUGCCCCGGGACAGUCCUUCUGGUGUUCAGUGUGACCUGUUGGAUCAUUGCAGCGUGGACCGUGCGGCUGUGUGAGAGGUAUCAUGAUGCACAGGAGGUAACUAGUACCUUUCUUGGAGCAAUGUGGCUGAUCUCCAUCACCUUCCUAUCCAUCGGCUACGGAGACAUGGUCCCUCACACCUACUGUGGAAAAGGUGUUUGCCUAUUAACAGGAAUUAUGGGAGCGGGCUGUACUGCUUUAGUUGUUGCUGUUGUUGCAAGGAAGUCCGAACUCACCAGAGCCGAAAAGCACGUCCAUAAUUUCAUGAUGGACACUCAACUCUACAAAAAGAUAAAAAACACAGCAGCCAACGUGUUGAGGGAGACGUGGCUCAUCUACAAAAACACUAAGCUGGUGAAGAAGAUCGAUCACGCCAGAGUACGCCACCAUCAGCGUAAAUUCCUGCAAGCCAUCCACCAACUGCGAAGAGUCAAAAUGGAGCAAAGGAAAUUAACUGACCAGGCCAACACAGUCGCUGACCUUGCCAAGACUCAGAACAUGAUGUAUGAUCUGGUGUCGGAGCUGCAGCAUCGGAGCGAGGAGCUGGACGGGAGGAUCGUAGCUCUGGAGGCGAAACUCGACUCCAUCCUCCUCAGCGUGCAGUCGCUGCCGAUCGUGCUUUCUCAAGCAAUAACAAAGCUACAGAGGGACUUCCUGGACAACUUGGCUUGUCGUGUCCACUUCCUGUCGUCCUCCCUGAGCUCUGAGUGCUGUACCGUCCCUGCCAGGGAGCUCUGUCCGGGAUCCACCCCUCCAGAGACACCGUACAACCAGUAG
Molecule: messenger RNA, 2814 nt
Organism: Limanda limanda (common dab)
Lineage: Eukaryota; Metazoa; Chordata; Actinopteri; Pleuronectiformes; Pleuronectidae
Product: small conductance calcium-activated potassium channel protein 1-like
Exons: 9
Coding region: 1-2814 (937 amino acids)
Biological process (GO): potassium ion transmembrane transport
Cellular component (GO): neuron projection; neuronal cell body; plasma membrane
Molecular function (GO): small conductance calcium-activated potassium channel activity; calmodulin binding
Source: RefSeq, a predicted model, not a curated record